UAAACAAGCGAGAAGUGAGCCUGUGAAAGAGACGAAUCUACAGCAGAAGAUAACUGAUGACAAUACGAAUGAUAUUAAUCUCGCAAUGACAGUGACGUCAAUAUUCCCCAAUGAGAGUGAUGGACGUUCAUCAGAAGAGCUAUUUAACGUCCCAAUGGAACAGUCCAUGCAAUCGAAGAUAUUGAAAUGCAUUGAAAAGCUUUAUUCAGAUAAUCCGGAAUUACGAAAGAUUGCUGAGGACGUCUCAUGCGAGAUCGUAGUAAACAAAUUAAAUGUACAUUGGGAUGACGUUAUAGGCCUAGAAGAAUGUAAAACCGCUGUUAAGGAGGCCGUUGUGUAUCCCCUUAAGUAUCCUAUCUUUUUUGAUGGCCCGUUUUCCCCCUGGAAAGGUAUUUUGCUGUACGGCCCACCUGGUACAUGUAGUCUGGUUCUUGGUGUCGGGUACUUUCCUGAGAUUUAGUAUCGUAUACAGCAC
This is a messenger RNA of Bombus huntii, 475 nucleotides long. Its product is annotated as katanin p60 ATPase-containing subunit A-like 2. The record is from RefSeq and is a predicted model, not a curated record. NCBI's taxonomy places the organism in Eukaryota, Metazoa, Arthropoda, Insecta, Hymenoptera, Apidae. The coding region runs from base 86 to 460 and encodes 124 amino acids. Gene Ontology annotation, molecular function: ATP hydrolysis activity. The transcript is spliced from 2 exons.